Molecule: messenger RNA, 1488 nt
Organism: Spodoptera littoralis (African cotton leafworm)
Lineage: Eukaryota; Metazoa; Arthropoda; Insecta; Lepidoptera; Noctuidae
Source: the annotation of a GenBank genome assembly
CAUUUUCCAUUUAAAACACGAGCGAGAACACAUAGACACGAGCUAGUUGUAACAAAAUCUUUUUUGGAAGAUAUUUCACUAAUGACCUAAGGAGGUCAGUAGCCUAAUUCACGUAAAAUCAAACAGUUGAAGUUUUAUAGUCGCUCGAUCAUAGUUCGAUCGAAGUCCUAUCCGAAAUCGGUAUUCACAUAUUCUAUAAUCGGGGUUGGAUAGGACGACAAUUAAACUGACUCGAAACUAAACGACAACUAAACGAUUCAUCAACGUUUCAUUGCCAGUUAAACAAUUAUGUUUUCUACCAGAAUAUUAAAAUACAGAUUUAAGUUUAAAAAAAUCUGAUUUACGUCAUAACAAUUAAAUAAAUGGAAUUAAAAACAAUAUUAAUAAACAUUUAAUGUAAAUUGUUGAGUAAAAUAUAAUUUCACCACUAAACCACGGUUUAAAAAGGAAAGUCUAUAAUUUGUCUCUGCAUUACUUGUCAAAUAACUGUCUAUCACCGUCACCGGCAAAGUUUGAAAAAUUUAAAAUAUAAUUAAAAUGAAGCAAGUUUCUGUAAGACAGCUAGAACUCUUGGUAGAUUUUAUGGAGAAACAUAGAAUGUUGGCACUGGGACGGGUCCGAGGCAAAGAAGGGCAUAUUUUGUCCACUAAAUUGUGGACCGAGCUAGCGGCAAUAUUAAACAGCGAAACAGCAGACCCUUCCAUGUACAGGUCAGCGAAAGAAUGGAAUAAAUUUUAUAACGACUAUAAAUGUCGAAUAAAAAAUAAAUCUCGUAAAAUCGGACAAAGCCAACGGAAGACAGGUGGUGGACCUUCAGAAGCUCAGCCGUUAUCGGAACUGGAAGAAAGACUUUGUUCCAUAUUGGGGAACAAAUUUGUCGGCCUUCCAGUCCGACAAAAUCCCAUACCCACCUCAGAAACUGAGGAUAUAAUUAUUCCAUUAGAUCACACAAAUAUUACAGGAGAUUCUCAAAUUAAUUUUGAAGUGGAGACUUUAGAAAUUAUGGACAGUGAGACUCCAUUAAGAGUUGAGAAUGAGAAUACUACAAUUGAUGACAUCCAGCCAUCAACUUCUUCAAGUUUUAAUGUGCCUGUAGACAAAGCUAAAACUGAAACAUUAAAUAGUAAUAGGAGUUUCCACAAUAAUAUAAAAAAGGGUAAAAGCCAGAGAAUAUCUAGGAGGGACCCUAAAGAUACAGAAGUAGAAAAGGCGAAAACUGUUUUAGCCGAUUUAGAAAAAGCUCGACUAGAAUUAAACAAGUCACAAAUACAGGUCCAGCUCGAGCGCAAUGAAAUCGAAAAGAACAAGGUUAACGCCAUAAAUAAUUUGGCCAGUGCAGCUUGGGCCUUAGUUAAUAUUUUCAAGGGUGGCCAAGAGGGAAAUAAAAGAAAAUGUGAUGACACACAAGAAACGAGUGAAUACAAACGGGCUCGAUCUCAGAGCAGUGAUGACGAUGACCAUAGUUUUGUAUUUUAAAACAAAAUGACA